Molecule: messenger RNA, 568 nt
Organism: Paramecium octaurelia
Lineage: Eukaryota; Ciliophora; Oligohymenophorea; Peniculida; Parameciidae
Source: the annotation of a GenBank genome assembly
UUUAUGGACUAUAUAUCAGAGGAUGCAAUGUAGCAUAUGCCAAAAAAACCUCAAAAUGCAUAUAUGAUAUAUAGAGGUGAAGUUUAUGAUGAAGUAAAAAAGAAAAAUUAAGAGAAAAGCAUGACUGAAUUAACUUAAGUUAUUUCCUAAAUGUGGAAUGAUUUAGAUAAAAAAAAAAAAGAGGUAGUAUAUUAUUUAUAUUUAGAAAUACGAAAAUGAAAAAGAGAAAGCCUAAAAUUAAUAUAAAAAAGAUUAUGAGGCUUGGCUCAAAAAAUAUAAAUUAGAUGAAGAAAAAGUUAAAACUUGCUUGAAGGAAUUAAAAUAAGAAAAGAAAAAGCACAAAAAAGGAUCAAAAAAAGUCACUAAGGCUUCUAAAGAUGAUGAGGAAAGUGAAGAUGAAGAUGAAUAAAGAAUUUAAUAAAUUAAAAAUAAAAAUUAAAAGAAGGAAUAAAAAGAAACUAAGGAAAAAGAAAAAGAAAAAGAAAAGGAAAAGGAAAAAGAAAAAGAAAAAUAAAAACAAAAUUAGAAAGAAAAAGAAAAGGAUUAAAAGGGAAAUAAAAAAAAAUGA